Beauveria bassiana ARSEF 2860 is the source of this 447-nucleotide messenger RNA. RefSeq lists its product as uncharacterized. The coding region runs from base 1 to 447 and encodes 148 amino acids. Lineage: Eukaryota; Fungi; Ascomycota; Sordariomycetes; Hypocreales; Cordycipitaceae. The transcript has 2 exons. The record is from RefSeq and is a predicted model, not a curated record.
AUGAAUAUAUGUGAGCAAGGAACGAGUCAGUUUAAUCAGGUCAAGCGGCGACUUACGGCUAUGGUCUGCCUGCUUUAUUACGUCCGAAUAUUUAAACAACUCGACUGCCCUACCAAGCUGUUCUCCUCGUACCCAAUACCGCAAUACUUUUUACUCAAGAAAACAUUGCUCGACACUUUUUACUAUUUCAUCUCCAGCAUGAAGAUCGUUAUCCUCUUUCUCGCCGCGGCGCUCGGGUCUGCAAACCCUGUACGAACGCAAAACUCGAUACAAGCUCUCGAUGGGCAGAAGUCCUGUGAUUGCUCUAAGCCUUUCCGAGUCUCUGUGCGGGAGAUUUAUAGCUGCCCGGCCGGCUACGAAGACGUCUCGGAUACCUUUAUCCCUAAAUGCAUUCAAAUUGGUUGCGCUGCUGAGGAUUACGAGGCUCAAUGCGACGCCAAGCCUUAA